Messenger RNA from Brassica napus (rape), 2494 nucleotides. Its product is annotated as receptor-like protein 14. The transcript is spliced from 8 exons. The record is from RefSeq and is a predicted model, not a curated record. Gene Ontology annotation, molecular function: protein binding. Lineage: Eukaryota; Viridiplantae; Streptophyta; Magnoliopsida; Brassicales; Brassicaceae.
AUGGAAGGGAAGGUGUCCUUGAAUCAAUACUUGAUAUGGGUGAUGUUACUACUGUUGGGGCAGCUACAUGGAUACAAAAGCUGUAUUGAGAAAUAACGGAAGGCGUUGCUAGAGCUCAAGGAAUACCUGAUCUCGACUUCUCAAGAUGGAGAUCGCGACUUUGUUCUCCCUACUUGGAGUAAUGACACAAAGAGCAAUUGCUGCCUGUGGGAGGGCGUUAAGUGCACUCGUACAAGCCUACGGGUGACUGAGAUCGCCUUUGGUUAUUUGUUCCUGAAAGAGCAUUCUCUCUUUAAUCUUUCUUUGUUGCAUCCCUUUGACGAGGUUCGAAGUCUGGACUUAUCCCGGUGCGCUUUUAGUGCCUUGUUUGAUGAUAUGGAAGGUUAUAAAAGCUUAAGUAGAUUAAGGAACCUGGAGAUCUUGGAUCUCUCUUCAAAUGAGUUUAACAACAGCAUCUUUCCCUUUCUUAAUGCUGCGACAUCACUUACAACUCUGUUUCUUCGGAACAACUACAUGAAUGGCCCUUUUCCUGUUAAAGAACUGAAAAACUUGACAAACUUGGAAUUGCUGGAUCUGAGUGUAAACGACUACAACGGUUCCAUGCCAGAGUUUACUCACCUGAAAAAGCUGAAAGCUCUGGAUCUAAGUGGCAAUGGUUUUUCUAGCUCAAUGGAAUUGCAAGAACUAAAGAAUAUGACUACUUUGGAAGUCCUGGGUCUAGCUUGGAAUUACUUCAGCGGACCAAAGCCAAUAGAAGUUUUAUGUGAAAUGAAGAAUCUGCAGGAGCUAUAUCUCAGUGGAAAUGAAUUUGUUGGUCAGCUUCCUCUGUGUUUGGGAAGCUUGAACAAGCUACGUAUUCUUGACCUCUCAUACAACUAUUUAAGUGGGAACCUAUCAUCUAGUUUCAGUACCCUGGAGUCUCUUGAAUAUCUAUCGUUGUCAGAUAAUAACUUCGAAGGCUUGUUGUCACUCGAUGCAAUAGCCAACCUCACGAAUCUCAAGGUGUUCAAACUAUCAUCACCAGCUGAUAUAAUACAAGUAGAUACAGAAAGUACAUGGAUUCCUAAAUUUCAAUUGACUAUAGCUGCACUACCGUUUUGCGGCUUGGAGAAGAUCCCAAACUUUCUAAUGUACCAGAAGAAGUUGCGUGUACUUGAUCUAUCCAGCAACAGAAUAUCCGGAAACAUUCCUACCUGGCUGUUGGCUAAUAAUCCAGAACUUGAAGUCCUACAGCUGCAGAAUAACUCAUUCACUAUCUUCGAGAUUCCUACUACAAUACUGCCUAAGUUGCAGUUCUUGGAUUUUUCAGCAAAUGAUAUCGGUGGAGUGCUCCCUGAUUAUUUUGGCCAUGUGCUUCCGAGUCUGCUACAUGUGAAUGGCACUCAUAAUGAGAUUCUAGGGAACUUGCCAUCAUCUAUGGGUGAGAUGAAGAACAUUUCAUUCCUGGAUCUGUCUCACAAUAACUUCUCUGGGGAACUACCUAGAAGCUUAUUCACAGGUUGUGUUUCAUUACAAAUCCUGCAGCUCUCUCACAACCAACUUGGUGGACAUAUUCUUCCAGGACAGACUAACCUAACAUCACUCAUUGUGUUGCGGAUGGAUAACAACUUAUUUACAGGGGAGAUUGGGACAGGUUUGCUUACCUUGGUUAAUUUGUCAGUACUUGACGCGUCCAACAAUCGCCUUACAGGUACGUUGCCACCUUCCCUGCUGGCCGUUUAUCAUCUUCAAUUUCUGGACCUCUCUGGAAACCUAUUAUCUGGUGAACUACCGUCGUCACAUGUGAAUUCUAUGUAUGGGAUAAGUAUGUUCCUACACAACAACAGCUUAACGGGGUCAAUCCCGGUCAAGCUGUUGGAAAAUGCUAAGAUACUUGAUCUGCGGAACAAUAAACUCUCUGGAAGUAUCCCACAGUUUGUCAAUACCGGGGAAAUGAGAAUUUUUCUGUUGAAGGGGAACAAUUUAACAGGAUCUAUACCAUGGAAGCUAUGUGAUAUGAGAAAUAUCACUCUCCUUGAUCUUUCAGACAACAAGCUCAAUGGAACCAUACCUUCAUGCCUUUAUAAUUUAUCAUUUGGAUCAAGGGAAGAAGAGGAGAUGACAAGUAGCUCCUUUGGGGCAUUUGACUUUGGCUUUGUUGAAAGCCUUGAAUUCGAAUUUUACAAAUAUACAUUCUUGGUAGAAGAGUUCAGUGCACUGGAGGAACACUUGAUUAUAUGUAUGGCUUGGAUCUGUCUAGCAACGAAUUAAGUGGUGUUAUCCCAGCUGAGCUUGGAGAACUCUCGAAAAUACGAGCAAUGAAUCUGUCUCGCAAUUUCUUGUCGAGUUCUAUACCAGAUAGCUUCUCCAAACUGAAGGACAUUGAGAGCCUUGAUCUUUCUUAUAACAUGUUACAUGGAGACAUCCCUAGUCAACUAACCAGCCUCACUUCUCUUGCUGUCUUCAACGUCUCCUACAACAAUUUAUCAGGCAUCAUUCCCCAAGGAAGGCAGUU